GCCGAGGCAUCGCGGGCAAUCAUCUGCGAGCUGCGCACAUUCUCGAUUCGAUGGAGAGAAGCAGAUUGUAUAAGAAUAGAGAUAAGAGCAGCGAGGUAACAUGAGUUGAACAUAGUAAUCAGCAUGGUGUCAGGAACUUCGAAGACGACGUGCUGAUCAGUCGGUAGAACUUCGCAAAGCCAAGAAAGAUGAACAACUUCAGAAGCGCCGCAACAUCCUCACAGCUGAGCUUGAUGAAACCACGCCGUUGAGAGAAAAACAGGUUGAUACUUCUAAGCCUGGUUCCUACGACGAUGUUGUUCGAGAUAUGCAGUCAAACGAUGAAUCCGUGAGGACUAAGGCAGUCCGUCUCUGCAGAAAAUCUCUGUCAGUGACGAAAGAUCCUCCAAUUGAAGAAUUUUGCAAGAGAGGAGUUAUCAGUAUUCUCAUUUCAAUGUUGAGUUCUACGAAUGAUGAUCUUGUUUUUGAGGCAGCCUGGGCACUGACGAAUAUUGCCUCUGGAGAUAGUCGACACACGCAUUCUGUGGUUGACUCUGGCGCAGUUCCGGAGUUAAUACGACUUCUUGGUCAUCCUGCCACCUGUGUAGCAGAGCAAAGUGUGUGGGCGCUUGGAAAUAUUGCGGGUGAUGGGGCGGUGCUCAGAGAUCUUACCAUAAAAUGUGGUGUUUUGGAUCCAGUUGUAAAACUUUUAGAUCGUACUUGGAAUCUGCCGGGAGUGGUUGCAAACAUCACUUGGAUGCUGUCUAAUCUGUGUCGUUAUCGUGACCCGCCUCCUGCGCGUGAGGUGCUGAAGACAUUGCUCCCAGUGUUCAGUCGACUUCUUCGCUACGAAGGUAACGAGGACGUGAUUGGGGACAGCGCGUGGGCGUUGUCAUACUCAAGCGACGCAGUGAAUGAUUUCAUUGACGACAUUAUUGAGAGUGGAUGUGUCCCACGUCUCCUUGGUCUGUUGGCAUCUGUUUCGGUGAAAAUCGUUUCUCCCGCACUCAGGACGAUUGGCAAUCUUGUAGCUGGGAGUGAUGCGCAGACACAAGCUGUUCUUGAUGCUGGUUUGUUAGAUUACAUUCCAGCCUUGUUAAGUAACGAGAAGUCUACCGUUGUCAAAGAGGCAUGCUGGCUUGUCAGUAAUAUAGCAGCAGGUAACGUGCACCAGGUAGACAUGGUAAUCAAACAUGGCGUAUUACCAUGCGUCCUAGAAAUACUUCACAAGGGUGAAUACAAAGCACAGAAAGAAGCCUGUUGGGUCAUCAGUAAUAUAAUAACCGGCGGGACAACAGAACAAUGCGCCUACCUACUGAAUCUCCCCAUCUUCAAGGCUUUGAAGAAUCUCCUUUCAGUUUCAGAUGCUAAAGUCAUCCUCAUGACUCUGGAAAUCAUCACAAAGCUCCUUGAGGUCUCUGAUCAAUACGGCCAGUUGGAGCCUGCGUGUAUCGAGCUGGAGACAUGUGGAGGUCUAGACAAGUUGGAGGCCUUACAAGAUCACUGUAACCAGCAGGUGUACCAGGCUGCGUAUAACUUAAUUGAGAAGUACUUCAAUGAUGGGGAUGACGAUGAGAAGCAGGACGAGAAUGUUCUCCCUGAUGGUACAUGCAGCACCGAAGUGGCAGCCAACUCAGAGCAAGAAUUCCGGUUUAUUGCACCUGAUUCCACUUUGGGGAAAGAUGGUGACUUUCAGUUUUGAUAGAUAUUGCGUUGCUAUUACUAACUACGCAUCUACCUAUUAAUUCCUAUGUAGAUAGAUAAUUGACGAUAUUAACCUUCAGAUUGAGAAGUGACAGUUUUGCAAUGCUUUUAUUUCUGAAAUGAUUUUGUAUAUAGAAUAAUAAAUAUUUUUGUUACUGA
Molecule: messenger RNA, 1842 nt
Organism: Trichobilharzia szidati
Lineage: Eukaryota; Metazoa; Platyhelminthes; Trematoda; Strigeidida; Schistosomatidae
Source: the annotation of a GenBank genome assembly